Messenger RNA from Spathaspora passalidarum NRRL Y-27907, 1558 nucleotides. It is a transcript of the gene ALG7, whose product is annotated as UDP-N-acetylglucosamine--dolichyl-phosphate N-acetylglucosaminephosphotransferase. Gene Ontology annotation, molecular function: UDP-N-acetylglucosamine-dolichyl-phosphate N-acetylglucosaminephosphotransferase activity. The record is from RefSeq and is a predicted model, not a curated record. The coding region runs from base 23 to 1507 and encodes 494 amino acids. Gene Ontology annotation, biological process: dolichol-linked oligosaccharide biosynthetic process; protein N-linked glycosylation. NCBI's taxonomy places the organism in Eukaryota, Fungi, Ascomycota, Pichiomycetes, Serinales, Debaryomycetaceae. Gene Ontology annotation, cellular component: membrane. The transcript has a single exon.
AAUCUCAGUGCAAUUAAGUAAAAUGCUAAAUUCAUGGGUAUUCAGACUUGCGCUUGUGUUGGGUGCCGUCUCUGCGAUUACCCCAAACAAUCCCAUCAGAACCGUGAUUGCAUUCGCUGUCAUUGGAUAUGUCGUGACCAUCCUGAUCAUCCCUCGCCUUGGUGCCAGUUUCAUCAAGAUUGGACUCAAGGGGAAGGACAUGUCUAAACCACCACCAGUCAGUGAAAUACCAGAGACAAUGGGGUUGGUGGCUGCAUUAACUUAUAUGUUCCUCAUGUUUGGCCUUAUCCCAUUUAUCUUCUUCAAGUAUUUGGUAUCUUUUGGAUCCAUGUCGGAUGAUGCAGUGGUUGCAUCCAAUUAUAUCGAGCAAUAUCUUGCUGUCGCCAACAACAGGUUGUUCCCUCAUAACAAAUUGGCUGAGUUUUUGAGUGCAGUGUUGUGUUUGCAGAGUACUGUGAUUUUGGGGUUCCUUGAUGACUUGUUUGAUAUUAGAUGGAGACACAAGUUUUUCAUUCCCGCAGUUACUUCGUUGCCAUUGUUGAUUGUCUACUAUGUUGAUUUCAGUGUAACUAGUGUGGUUAUCCCUAGGUUUGUCAGUGACUUCCCUGGUGGAUACUUUUUGAUUAACGUGAUCAAUUGGAUCAGCAAGUAUGGAAACCACUUGGUUACUUUAGUUACGGGGUUAUCGUUUAGAACAUUACAAACAGAUUACGUGGUGCCGGACUCUACUCCUAAAUUGCUUGAUUUAGGGAUAUUCUAUUAUGGUUACAUGUCGGCUGUUUCUAUUUUUGCCCCCAAUUCCAUCAACAUCUUGGCGGGAAUUAACGGGUUAGAAGUGGGACAAUCCUUGGUGCUUGCGGUCAUUUUCCUUAUUAACGAUUUCUGCUAUCUUUCGUCAGAGAAAAUUUCUCAAGCAGCUCACGAUUCGCACUUAUUGUCGGUGAUUUUCAUCGUACCGUUCGUGGGGGUAUCCCUUGCAUUGCUUCAAUACAAUUGGUUCCCAGCCAGAGUGUUUGUCGGAGACACGUAUUGUUACUUUAGUGGUAUGGUAUUUGCCAGUGUGGGUAUCUUGGGUCAUUUCUCCAAGACAUUGUUAAUCUUCCUCUUGCCGCAAAUCAUAAACUUUAUCUAUUCCGUGCCACAAUUGUUUAACAUCGUGCCAUGUCCUAGACAUAGAUUGCCUAAAUUUGAUGUCAAGGACGGAUUAAUGUAUCCUAGUUAUGGAGAACUAAAAAGUAAGAAGGGGAUAUCCAAUGCAUUGCUUUCAUUUUUGGAAUUGUUCAAACUUGUCAAACUAGAAAGAGAUAAACUGGGUGCAAUUACAAGGUUUUCUAAUUUAACAAUCAUAAAUCUUUUAUUGGUGUGGUUUGGUCCAUUACGAGAAGAUCACUUGUGUACCUUAAUCCUUGGAAUACAAUUUGUCAUCGGUGUAUCGAUGCUUACGGUUAGACAUACAGUCGGUCCAUGGCUAUUCGGAUAUGAUAACUUAUCAUGGGGUGUAAAGUAGGUUCUAUAGACAUUAUAAUAUAGGUCGUGUAAAUUCGCACAAUCAAAUUUC